UAAACAACGACUUCUACCCUCCGAGCAGCGAGCCCCGCGACACGUCAGCGUUGCCUUUUUUAAUAGUGAUAGGAUUAAAUCCAUCACCAUGUACUUACUCGCUUGUAAUAUGGUCUAUUGACUAAUAAAUUGUUAUAUAUUGAGUAAGCAUUCUCGACUUUAGGGAAAACUCUCAACCCAAAACCCAAAACCACUUCACCCAAGUUAUAUAUUACUAUAGACUGAUAUAAAGGCGACAUCCUUAGUUUGGACAUCAACGUUAUAUAUUGAAUUUCAACCCACACAUAAGCGGAACGAUGUCUCUUCUAAACAUCUCCAUCAUUGGGGCUGGUCCGGCCGGGUGUAUGCUUGGACGGAUUCUAUCAUUAUCCAAAAUCCCUUUUACAAUUUAUGAAAGCGACGAGAGUCCAAAUUAUCGUUCUCAAGGAGGCUCGUUGGAUUUACAUCCCGGCACAGGCCUUGCGGCGAUGAAGGACGCUCAACUAUGGAACGAGUUCUUGAAACACGGCCGAUUCGACGGCGACUAUAUGAUGAUGGCCGAUAAGGACCUUAAGCCCUUCGUACAGUUCGGUCCUGGCAAUAAGCUCAGCGAGCGGCCUGAAAUUGACCGUGCCGAGCUACGCCGGAUCUUAGCGGAGUCGCUCCCGGAGGGAAGUAUCAAAUGGGGCCAUCGCCUACGACGUGUCGAAGAAGGGAACACUCUGGUCUUUGAUCAUACAACAGUGUCCGGUUCCGAUCUUAUAAUUGGAUGCGAGGGGGGCUGGAGUAAGGUCCGAAGUUACGUCUCGCCGACAGUGAAACCACACUAUACCGGGGUUGGAUAUCAUGGUCUCCGGAUACCAGAUGCGGCAAACACCGCGCCAGAUCUCUAUAAAGUAGUCAAUCGCGGGAGCCUGUUUGCCAGCUCGAAUGGGCAGAGGUUGGCGGUACAGCAGCUCGGGACUGGUAGCUUGAGUGUCUCCUGGUGUUCGCGCCGUCCCGAAAACUGGACGCAGACUUGCGGAUAUGACCCUCAUGAUGUCGAUCAAGUUAAGAAGGCAAUCCUCGAGGAAAUGCACGACUGGAGCCCACAGCUACGGGAAGCGAUCGAAAAGGUACAAGAUGGCAUAUGCGAAGCGAAGAAUCUGUACAUGCUUCCCGUUGGCUGGCGCUGGGAGCACCGCCGCGGCGCAACAUUCAUUGGCGACGCCGCACAUUUGAUGACCCCGUUCGCUGGCGAAGGAGUAAACGCUGCGUUUGACGAUGCGAGAAAACUCGCCGCUGCGAUCGUUAGGGCAGUCCAGGCGGGCGGCGGGCUAGACGAGGUCGAUAGGGAAAUACAAACGGCCGAGGAGGAUAUGUUUAAACGUAUGGAAAUAUACCAACGACAGACGGACGAGGUUACGAAGUUGUGGUUUUUCAGCGAGGGAAAUAUGAGGGAUGUCGUACCUAAGGUGAUGGUAGAGCAUGCUAAGGCAAAGACGCCGACAGCCUUCCAUCCUUUAGCCUGGGGACUCAUUAAUUCGUAUUGGUUCUUCAAGAAUACGUUCUCAAGCUAGACGCCAUGCCUAUUUAUACAUUAGGUACCUACACUAGAUCGGAGUUUGGCGCAUUUGAGGGCAUGUAAUUUAUUGAUCUUAGAUCCCCUCUUAGAUGAUAAUAGUAUAGGUUAGAGGUGACUGUCUUGCGUUAUAUUAAUACUAUAACUCGGAAUUAUCGCAUGCAA
Daldinia vernicosa is the source of this 1705-nucleotide messenger RNA. Its product is annotated as FAD/NAD(P)-binding domain-containing protein. The record is from RefSeq and is a predicted model, not a curated record. Bases 297 to 1538 code for a protein of 413 amino acids. Gene Ontology annotation, molecular function: FAD binding. The transcript has a single exon. Lineage: Eukaryota; Fungi; Ascomycota; Sordariomycetes; Xylariales; Hypoxylaceae.